AUGAGCAUCUCGGCAAGACUGUCAAUUGCGUGGGAGUCGUCUCCAACGCCGGACGAGAAGACCUCGACGAUGGUGCUCAGCACGCCGAGCGAGCGCUUUGUCGACGUGCGGCCGUUGCUGGCGCCCCGUGGCGACUUCCCCUUCGAAUGGGCCUUUGCAGGCUCUGCGCGGCUUCUGGCCCCUGACGGCUCGCAGAUCGAGUUCUCGCACGAUUUCUUUGACUCGGACUAUAUUCGCCGCUGGUGCGAGUGCCGGAAACGCGAAUUGGCCGGCCACGCCGUCCAGUACCCACUCAGAAGCGAGAUCCCCAAAGAUAUCGGCCAUUUCGAGACGUUGCCGGACGGAACUCGCCGCGAAACGGGAGCCAUGCACAACGCCGCGUCGGGCAAAGUGGAGCAGUACGAAGAGAGAUGGGUGACGCUGGACCCGUGGCAGACGACGCCAGGACACAGGGUCCAGGCCGCGUCGACCGUCGCGGCCGAGUCGCGGCUUUUCGACGUGAAAAGCGGCGGCGAGGGCCGGUUCGUCCGCGUCGGGAACUGGGCCCAGGGCGUGUUCUGGAACAAAGACAACCUGGACGCGCCAAUCUCCGUCGUCAGGGCGUUUUUCGACGGCCGUUGGAACCCUGUGCUACAGCAUGGCGAUUGCUCCAUGUUCCCGGUGGGGGAGAACCCUGCGGUGGGGGCGACAGUCUCCCGCGGCUGUGUCGUCUGGGACGUGAUAGAGUAA
Molecule: messenger RNA, 729 nt
Organism: Ogataea angusta
Lineage: Eukaryota; Fungi; Ascomycota; Pichiomycetes; Pichiales; Pichiaceae
Exons: 1
Coding region: 1-729 (242 amino acids)
Source: RefSeq, a predicted model, not a curated record